This is a messenger RNA of Zootermopsis nevadensis, 4000 nucleotides long. The record is from RefSeq and is a predicted model, not a curated record. NCBI's taxonomy places the organism in Eukaryota, Metazoa, Arthropoda, Insecta, Blattodea, Termopsidae.
GACUUGGCCGUGGAUGUUCUGCCUGCCCUCAACUGACUGCCCGAUUCGACCCCAUCACGUACGGGUUCUCACGUGUUCAACGAUGCGCUUACAGAUUGUGUAGUGGUGUGGACACAUCUCAUAGGAAAACUAUUUGAAGGCAGGACUUCAACCAAUAGGGAGAAAUCCGACGUGUUUAACUGACCAGGCUGCAGAGUCAAAUUCUCCUGGGAAUGGAGUCUAACACAGGACUUUCUCCCACUUCUGCAAGCCACGUGACAGAAUCACGGAGUCCAAAGGAGCCAAAGUUGUCGUCCAAUCAACCGCAGCUUGGCUCAAAAUCAAACCAGGUGAGCACUGUGUUGCUGUACGGGAUCCCGAUCGUAUCGCUUGUGAUCGAGUCUCAAGAGAGGCUGUGCCUGGCGCAGAUUUCCAACACACUGCUCAAGGAAUUCAGCUACAACGAAAUUCACAACCGGCGCGUGGCUCUGGGGAUCACUUGCGUGCAGUGCACCCCGGUACAGCUGGAGAUCCUUCGGCGGGCUGGAGCCAUGCCCGUGUCUUCCCGUCGCUGCGGUAUGAUCACGCGACGGGAGGCCGAACGCCUCUGCAAGUCCUUUCUGGGUGACAAUAGCCCUCCUCGCCUGCCGGAAGACUUCGCCUUCUCUGUGCACCACGAGUGUGCCUGGGGGUGCCGCGGGGCUUUCUUGCCCGCCCGCUACAACUCCUCCCGGGCCAAGUGCAUCAAAUGCACUCUCUGCGGCCUAUUUUUCUCGCCAAACAAGUUCAUAUUCCACUCGCACCGCACAGGGCCUGCUGCCAAGUACAUCCAGCCCGACGCCGCCAAUUUCAACUCCUGGAGGAGGCACAUGAAGCUUAGCGGUUCACCACCAGAGGAGAUCAUUCACGCCUGGGAAGACGUCAAGGCGAUGUUUAACGGUGGCACCAGAAAACGUCUGUUGGCAUCAGCGGCUGUCGUUCAUAACCAAAGUCAUCACCCCCAGCCAACAUCGACACCAGCAAAGCAAGCCAAGGUAACGCAAGAGCCUUCGACGUCCACAGUCCCCUUUUCGGCGACCCCUGCUCCUAUUUCCGCCCCGCCACCUCGCGUUCCACCAUUCCCUGAUCUCCCACUACCACUUUCCCGCAGCCUGGUCAUGGACUACGUGUGGCACCACAGCACAGGAAACAUCAAACACCAUCAGUUCCCGUUCCCGCCCUACGCGGCGGCACUUCCCUGGUUGGCGAAGCGAGGGAGCCCUUUUCUGGGUUUUGGUCCGACGCCGCAUCCCGACGGAUCGCUCCACGCUGCGGUGGGACCGCAGCCAGGAGACAGCAAGUUAUACCAGUCGGCUUUCCGGCCGGUGUACCCCGUACUACCUCGGCCCUUGGAGUCAGAGCAGCAACCCGACUACGACCUGGAGGCCUGUAGCGACGAGGAAACUGUCGACAUCGAGACGACAGAGGAGGACCCACCCGCAAGCACAGACACUGCUGCCAACUGCUGGAGCAAGGAUCAGGAGCGCGCAGGUGAGGGGCGCGCAUUAGAGGAGCAGUCUGAAGCCGUAAGAGGCAAACAGGCUCACCAAGAAACCCAAUCGUCUCCACAGGAGGGAAGCAGACUAUGGACAGUGGCAAGGUUAUCAGACAGAGCACUCUAUCGGCAAGAAAUGGCGAGGCAUCUCCACAUUAUGCGAGAACUGGCAGCGCCGUCUGGAACUGAGCCGUGUUCUUACUUCAGUCUCGCAGAACCGCUACAAAAUGUAGAGAGAAGACAUGAGCGCCUCAGAGAAGCUCAGAGCGCGCUGCAGCAGUUAUCGACCAAGAUGGUGCUUGAUUGCUCAACGUGCCACCAGCUGUACAACAACUCAGUCAUUUCUUCUGAAUCAAAACUUACGCCGUAGAACGUUUGGCGUCAAAGAGCUUUUCAUCUUUUAGAUAACUGGCUUGGACUGAGAAUUAAAUGACGCUUGCUGCUGAGUACUACCACGCGUUUCUUUAUAAUACCGAAAUUAAUGGUGGGCACUUUCCAUUGUGCGAGGCAUAAGAGUGUCUAAUAUACACGGUACGUCGACGGCAGGGUUCUACUCCCUCUUCAAGUUGAUUGGUUGUCUGGUUUCCAACAGGUCUAUUAAUAUCAGAGGUCAGGAUCGAAACCCAUGCCUUCUGAAUAACUAUAUCCUUUUUUAUUCAAAGGAUUCCAAAAGAUGGUUAUCUUCUGGGUUGUAGAGCCGCGUAGUCUGGUAGUAGUUUACCAUCGUUUCAGAGGUCAUUUCUGCCUCUAUCAUCAGGGGGCGAAAGCUGGUAAACUAUUACCGGACUACAAGGCUCUACAACCCAAAAGACAGCCAUCUUCGGUCUCACUGCCAUAAGAACCUCAAAUCCUACUUAAAAGGAUUCCAGGUUCGGUUGCAAUAGCUGUCAUUAAAAUAGAGGCGGGGAGAAAUAUGUAGUGUUAUGAUAACCAUUUACCCGGAGAUUCACUUUUGGUAGAGAGUACUUAUUAACAAACGAUAAUGGGCUGUUCUUAAGUAAAGGACACCUCAAUAUAGGUUUUAACUCGUUUUCCUACAAAUCACAUCUAUUUAAAUUUGACACUUCGAUCAGGUGGUGAUAAUUUAAGAACGUAUGUUCAAAACAUGAUGUUCGUUAUUUUUAAUCAACAUAUGAGAAAUCUAGAAAUUGCCCUUGGAAUACAAAUUCAGAAAUAAUGUUCAUAUUAAAACUUGUUAUUCUAGUCAGUAGCGAGUGUUAUUGCUGUGAUUUACAUUGUCAGCUGUGUUAUUUACAAUCACUCUGUCCAUAAAGUAAGUUUCCGUGCUGCAUAACAUUGCAGCAUAGUUGGCAGCAUUAUGUGUGUAAAUAUGGCUGCAUCAACUUCAGUUUUGAUGUACAUAGAAACUUUUACCUAAAUAUUCGUCGAUCUGGUCAGAGUGUUUUAUGUGACUGUGGUUGUUUCAUAAAUAGAAAUUAGAUGCACGAAGUUUUGUAAUUAAAUGAUCAGAUCAUAUUUGAACAGUAAGACUCAAAAGCCAAGUAAAUCAAUGAAAUAUUUCAAGAUAUCACACAUGAAUUAGUUACGGAAACUGUGUUCCAUAUCAUUGCGUUGUCAGCAGAACAGAUUGUUAAUUUUCGUUACUUUCAUUUCAAGGCCCUAACAUUUUAUAAAUGGUUUCACCGCAUAGAAAAGCGUAUCACCACCUAAAAUGCACGCUUACUUUACUUUCAAUUUAUUUAAUUAUUAGAUUUGAUCUACAAAAAGUAAAAAAAUAAAAACAUUUUUCAUAUGUGUUUAGUGAUUGAUCACAUAGUCUCAUAUUUCAUAAGUAAUUCUCAUACAAGAAUUCAAAACCGUUGUCUGAAAUACAAAACAUUGAAUUAAUAAUUUAAUUAUAGCCAUUUUACGUUGUUAUUCGUUAAAAGCUUGGCAGCUGUUUUAUAAAAGAAUUACCGGAGUUUUGGAAAUGCUAGCUAUAUGGAAAGUAACCUUAAAACAACAACGAGGGGUUGGCUAUUCACUUAUGCACAUUGCAGAUUAUAAAAUGCAUGGAAGUAAAUAUUAUGGAAAUAAAUGUUAUAUUCGGACGGAUAUGUUAGCUGAGAUCUCUGGUUCUUACGUCUUUGAGUAUGAAGACGGCAGUCUUCUAAAUUGUUGCGCCGUGUAGUCUCUUAGAAGUUUACCGACGUUUCACAGGUGCUUGCUGCCUCCAUUAUCAGGGCAAUGAAUAAAGCCGCUCAUUAACAACUGGUGCAAAAAAUACAAAUCUCGUUGAAGACUGUACAGUUAGAUUAAACGGUUAUAAACGUCCUUAAUCUAUGUAUUUCAACACAUUUAUUUUGAGAGAUAAUGUUAUUACAGGUGAACGCCAAACUUGACCAUAGGCUGGACAUAAUUCCAAAUCAUAGCACAAUAUGUUAACCUCGCCCACAUGUAAAUAUUUACAGAUGUUACAUAAUGAAUGAGAAUAUUGUAAAUUAAAUAUUAUAUAGAAAUAAAAACUAGAUUAGGGUGUGAGCUGAA